Molecule: messenger RNA, 813 nt
Organism: Fomitiporia mediterranea MF3/22
Lineage: Eukaryota; Fungi; Basidiomycota; Agaricomycetes; Hymenochaetales; Hymenochaetaceae
Product: UBC-like protein
Exons: 6
Coding region: 1-813 (270 amino acids)
Source: RefSeq, a predicted model, not a curated record
AUGGCAUCCAAGGCAGCAUUCAAACGUUUGACAAAGGAGUACGUAGCGAUGCAGAGAGAGCCUCCUCCAUUCGUCUGGGCGGCCCCAGACGAGAAGAACAUCCUCCACUGGAACUAUAUCAUCCGAGGUCCUCCAGACAGUCCAUAUGCCGGCGGCGAGUUCUAUGGCGUCGUGCUGUUCCCAUCUGAAUACCCCUUCAAACCACCUGGGAUCAAGAUGCUCACGCCUUCUGGUCGCUUCCAGCCAGACAAGAAGAUCUGUUUCUCAAUGUCAGAUUUCCAUCCCGGCUCAUGGAAUCCAGCAUGGAGUGUGGCUACCAUAUUGACGGGUUUGCUCUCGUUCAUGCUGGCAGACGAGAUGACGACUGGCUCUAUCACAACUUCUGAUUCAGAUAAACGCGCGUACGCUGCACGAUCACAUGCUUGGAAUAUUCAAAACAAGAAGUUCAGAGAGGCAUUCCCGGAUUACAGCGGACCUCUCAUGAAAGAUCUGCCAAAUAUGGCACAGAAGGAGCUUGGUGCACAGAAGAGUGCGCCUGUUCUCUCGCCCGUCUCAUCGACGACGAGUGUUUCAAGCGCUGCUUCUAGUCCUAUUACCCCUUUAUCAGCGAAUUCAUCCGGUCCAAUGAUCCCGAAUGGAACUGCCCAAGCCGGUACUGCCUCUAGUCAAGCAAUUGUACCAAAAGCCAAAGAAAGCACACAAAAGGGACGUGGUGCAUUCAAUUGGGGCCAGCUAAUGUGGCAGAAGUGGUAUUGGGGGAUAUUCUUUGCAGUGGCGUGGGCGGUGUCCAGUCGGUUGACCGGAAGCCCUUAG